ACUGCGUGAAACUGUCAUGAAUGAUUCAAAUAAAAUAACAAAUUCAUCUGCAACAAUAUCAACAAUUGUUAACAUCCUAAAUAACAUUGCAAAUGUUUCCAGUAAUGUCAGUGAAACUGUCAUUAAGGAUGUACUAAACACAGUUGAUCUCAUCAUUGGUGAUAAUGUGAAACAUUCUUGGGAAUUUCUGAAUGGAAAAAACAACAAUGCCAGCUCACAAUUACUAGGUUCACUGGAAACACUCACCAGUGGACUGGGUGAUAUAUUUUCCAUAGAGACUCACUCGAUCAUACUCAACAGAACCACAUUCAAUAACUCAUUCAAUAACAAUCUGAAUUCCGACCUUUCCAUAGAAAUUCCAAAUACCAACAUUUUCAAUGUCUUUAUUACUACAGUGACUUUUCCUACCCUUUAUUAUGUUAUGCCAACAAGGAACUCCACUUUUGACAUCAGUGUCAUCAACAACAAUAACACCAACGGCAAUGGAGCAGUUGAAAUUAACAAUGUAAUCAAUGCUGUUGUGGUGCUUGUCAAAAUAAACGCAACCAUUCCAAAUGUUACUCUGAGCUACAGAAAGCUAAACAGCUCUCUGUCACAAAACCCACAAUGUGUCUUCUGGAAUUUCACUCUUUUUAAUGAUCUUGGUGCUUGGGAUGACAAAGGGUGUACAUUUGUUUCUGAUGAAAAUGACAAAGUAACCUGCCACUGUAACCACUUGACAUCAUUCUCAAUCCUGAUGUCAACUGACAUCCCUCUACAAUUUGUAAAAGUGUUAGAUGUAAUAACUUAUAUUGGUGUAGGGAUAUCUUUGGCAAGUUUAGUUAUAUGUCUCAUGAUUGAAGGAUGUGUUUGGAAAGCCAUUACCAGAAACAGUACUGCAUUAAUGCGUCAUGUUUCCAUCAUUAACACUGCCCUUUCUCUGCUCAUUGCGGACAUCUGUUUCAUCAUUGGUGCCGCUAUUUCUAAGAACCCCAGUGAAAACCCUGAAAAGAACUAUAAAAUUCCAGUUGGACCAUGUACCACAGCAACAUUCUUCAUGCACUUUUUCUACCUAGCUCUGUUCUUCUGGAUGCUUGUCUCAGCCCUUCUUCUCUUCUACCGGACAGUUAUGAUCUUCUCCCAUAUGCCUAAGUCAACCAUGCUGGCCAUUGGCUUCAGCAUAGGCUAUGGCUGCCCUUUGAUUAUAGCUGUGAUUACUGUUGCUGUCACAGCUUCUGGAAAUGGAUACAUAAGGGAAAAUGAAACUUGUUGGCUUAACUGGAACACGACAAAGACCCUGCUUGCUUUUGUGAUACCUGCUCUGACCAUAGUUGUUAUCAACAUUUUGAUAGUCAUUGUGGUCUUGUUCAGGAUAAUGAGAACAGGUGUCGGAGAUACUUCCCAAAGAGAUGAAAAGCAUACCUUGGUUGUCAUUAUAAGAUGUGUGGCUAUUUUGACUCCUUUAUUUGGACUAACUUGGUCCUUGGGAGUAGGAACUAUGCUAUCUCCAACAACUCUAGGAAUCCACAUUGCCUUUGCAUUUUUCAAUUCACUACAGGGUUUCUUCAUUUUAGUGUUUGGGACACUAUUUGAUUCAAAGAUUCGUGCUAUCCUCUCAGGGCAAGUGGCUACACCAAACACUAGCUCUAAUAUAACAAGGAUCACAAGUCAUGACAUUUCUACUUUCAGAGGAAUGGAUUUAAUAAAUUGGCUCAGAGGGAGACAAUACAUAUACCACGUUUCAGAGGCUGUAAACUCAAGCCAUAGUGCUGCAUGUGAGUCAUUCAUGCAUGUCUGAAUGGUUGCAAUUAAUGGAUUCCUUUGUGUUAAAACUAGUAUAGCCCAGCACUGAGAAAGCAAGUAUAAUUCGUCCGAUACGUAAAGUUCAGUUGCAUGAUACUAUAAAUAAGACUUUGAAACAGUUUCAUUAGGAGUUUGCACUUGUUACUUCUUGUAGCAGUUUUUACAGCAUUUAGCAUCAGUAAAGGUGCACAAGCAUCACAGCAGGUACUAAGCAGCUUCUAUGAAAUUGUAUUCUAUAUUAUACACUCUGUUGUAAAAUGUUUCCAGUUGUCAUUUUAAUUGCAUUAUGUUAUUUUCUCAUUAAAAACUUGCCAUCAAUGCCUCUA
Oreochromis aureus is the source of this 2108-nucleotide messenger RNA. RefSeq names its product adhesion G-protein coupled receptor F1. The transcript has 6 exons. The record is from RefSeq and is a predicted model, not a curated record. NCBI's taxonomy places the organism in Eukaryota, Metazoa, Chordata, Actinopteri, Cichliformes, Cichlidae. Gene Ontology annotation, biological process: G protein-coupled receptor signaling pathway; cell surface receptor signaling pathway. Gene Ontology annotation, molecular function: G protein-coupled receptor activity. Bases 17 to 1777 code for a protein of 586 amino acids. Gene Ontology annotation, cellular component: membrane.